Astrephomene gubernaculifera is the source of this 4187-nucleotide messenger RNA. Lineage: Eukaryota; Viridiplantae; Chlorophyta; Chlorophyceae; Chlamydomonadales; Astrephomenaceae. The record is from the annotation of a GenBank genome assembly.
GGAAGAGGUUGUCCCAACGCUGCCACGCAUCUUGUUGUUUGUCUGACUAUAGUGCAACAACUCUUCCGUGACCAGCGUUGACAAAUGGCAAGCACGCUCCGCCAGGGCCUAGUGGCCCCGGCAGCGGCCUCUCGGAUUUUAACUCCUAGCGUCGCCGCGCCAGUAACCGUUGCUCCAAUUUUGCGUGGCAAGGCGGCUGUGCCUGCGCGGCGCGUUGUUUCGGGAGCUCCGGCUCAGCGCGUCCCUGCCCCUCCACGGGUCGCUACUCCAGAGACUCCUGCCACGUCGGGCGAUGUUAACAUUUCUGUAAACAACGACGAUUCGAACUACACGGUCAUUAGCGUGCAGGCGGCUAACAAGCCAGGGCUCCUGAGUUCCAUCACGGCGCUGUUCCGCGACCUUGGUGUGGACGUCGGAAAGGCCGUCGUCGAGGGCGACGAUGGCCGGAUCAACGACAAGUUCUAUAUCCGCUCUAUGGCUGGGGCCAAGCUUUCAGAUGAGGAGGCCGCGGACACUAUGCGGGCCCUGGAUGUGCUCCUGCGGUCGAAGCAGAGCAGCACCGAUGUGAGCCGGCCAAAGUUUGAGAGGUUCGAGGCCGCUGCUCAGGGCCAGAUGUCAAAGGCUCGCCUGCACACGCUCAUGGACACCUACAUCAAGAACGACGUGCUGAGCAUCCAGGAGGACAUCGUCAACCACGUGGAGUACACCAUGGCACGCUCGCGGGUGCGCUUCGACAACUUCGAGGCCUACCAGGCCACCUCCUUCUCGCUGCGUGACCGCCUCAUCGAGCGCUGGAACGACACGCAGACGUGGUUCAAGGAGAAGGACCCCAAGCGCGUCUACUACCUGUCCAUGGAGUUCCUGAUGGGUCGCAGCCUGCUCAACACGCUGUACAACCUGGACAUCAAGGAUGCCUACACGGAGGCGCUAUCGGAGCUGGGGUACGAUCUGGAGACGCUAGCGGAGCUGGAGCGCGAUGCCGCGCUGGGCAACGGCGGUCUGGGUCGUCUGGCCGCCUGCUUCCUGGACUCCAUGGCCACCCUCAACCUGCCCGCGUGGGGGUACGGCAUCCGCUACCAGUACGGCAUGUUCCGUCAGACCAUCCAGAACGGUUUCCAGCACGAGCAGCCCGACUACUGGCUCACCUUCGGCAACCCCUGGGAGAUCGAGCGCCACAUCGUACAGUACCCCAUCAAGUUCUACGGCCACGUGAGUGUCGUACAGGACGAUGGAAAGCAGAUCUUCCGGUGGAACGCGGGGGAGACGGUCACGGCCGUGGCGUACGACAACCCCAUUCCAGGGUUUGGCACGCGCAACUGCAUCAACCUGCGCCUGUGGGCGGCUAAGCCGGCCAAGGAGUUUGACCUGGAGGCGUUCAACACGGGCGACUACGUUGCCGCCAUUCUGAGCAAGCAGCGCGCCGAGACGCUGUCCUCCGUGCUCUACCCCGACGACCGCACCUACGAGGGCAAGGAGCUGCGCCUCAAGCAGCAGCACUUCUUCGUCAGUGCCACCGUGCAGGACUGCGUUCGCCGCUACGUGGAGGCGCACCCCGGCAACUGGGACGACUUCCCCACCAAGACCGCCUUCCAGCUCAACGACACGCACCCCACCAUCGCGGUGGCGGAGCUGAUGCGGGUGCUCAUGGACGAUCACAAGCUGGGCUGGACCAAGAGCUGGGAGAUCUGCACCAAGGUGUUUGCCUUCACCAACCACACGGUGCUGCCCGAGGCGCUGGAGCGCUGGCCGGUGUCGCUGAUUGAGAAGCUGCUUCCGAGGCACAUGCAGAUCAUCUACGACGUCAACUGGCGCUUCCUGCAGACGGUCCGCAACAAGUACGGUGACGACUGGGAGCGCAUCAGCCGCAUGUCCAUCAUCGAGGAGGGCGCCAACGGGGAGAAGUUCGUGCGCAUGGCCUACCUGGCUGUGGUCGCCUCCCACAGCGUCAACGGAGUGGCCGCCAUCCACUCCGACAUCAUCAAGGACACCAUCUUCAAGGACUUCCACGACCUGUGGCCGCACAAGUUCCAGAACAAGACCAACGGUGUCACUCAGCGCCGCUGGCUGGCCUUCUGCAACCCGCCGCUGCGCCAGCUCAUCACCAAGACGCUGGGCAGCGAGGACUGGAUCCUGCACCUGGACAACCUGCGCCAGCUGCGGCAGCACGCGGAUGACCCCGCCUUCCAGGCGGAGUGGCGCGCGGUGAAGCACGCGGCCAAGGAGAAGGCGGCGGCGCUCAUCCAGCGGCUCACGGGCGUCAAGAUCAACACCGACGCGCUGCUGGACAUCCAGGUCAAGCGCAUCCACGAGUACAAGCGGCAGCUGCUCAACGUGAUGGGCAUCAUCUACCGCUACGACCAGAUCAAGAAGAUGAGCCCCCAGCAGCGCAAGAACGUGGUGCCGCGCGUGUGCGUCAUCGGCGGCAAGGCGGCUCCCGGCUACGAGAUGGCGAAGCGCAUCAUCAAGCUGGUGUGCGCGGUGGGGGACAAGAUCAACAACGACCCGGAUGUUGGCGACCUGCUGAAGCUGGUGUUUGUGCCCGACUACAACGUCUCCUCCGCCGAGGUGCUCAUCCCCGCCACCGAGCUGUCGCAGCACAUCUCCACCGCAGGCACUGAGGCCUCCGGCACCUCCAACAUGAAGUUCACCAUGAACGGCUCGCUCAUCAUUGGCACGCUGGACGGCGCCAACGUGGAGAUCGCGGAGGAGAUCGGCGACGAGAACAUCUUCAUCUUCGGCGCCAAGGCGCAUGAGGUGGCCCGCCUGCGCGCCGAGCGCCGCAACCUGCGCACCGACGAGCGCUUCAACCACGUGGUGGGGCUCAUCCGCAGCGGCUACUUUGGGUGGGAGGACUACUUCGGUCCCGUGGUGGACGCCAUCACCAGCGGCGGGGACUACUACCUGGUGGCCAACGACUUCCCGGCCUACAUCGACAUGCAGAACAAGGUGGACGCCACCUACCGCGACCAGGCCCGCUGGACGCGCAUGUCCAUCAUGGCCACCGCCGGCACCGGCAAGUUCUCCACCGACCGCACCAUCGCCGAAUACGCGAAAGACAUCUGGCACGCGGAGCCCUGCCCCGUGCCGCAGCCGGGCGCCAAGGCCAAGUAAAGGAGGGGCGAGGCGCGGGUCGGGUGUGUUGCGGCGGCGGUGGUGGUGGAGGGAGGAGGUGUGCUGUGCUGUCGAAGGUGGGAUGCGAGGCGGUUGCGGAGGGUGCGUGGGAGGAGGAGGAGGGGGAGAAGGUUUGUUGUACCACUUGUGAUAAAUUCUUGGCAGUAGAUGUGAGGUUAGGGUAGCAGUAGUCUUCCCUUCCUUGGUGUUGGCGAGGAGUAGGAGUCCGCGACAGGUGCGGGUGGCCUACCCUUUGAGCGUUGAGGUUUAGGUUGGGAUGGUCUGCUGUCCUGUCUUUGUGUAUACCUUGUGGUGUUUUGAGGUGGGUGGCGUUGUUGUGUGUGGCGUGUAUCGUGUACGCGGCUGCUGGGAUUCGCGUUUGUGUUUGAAUCAGUUGCAUGUCGAAGAGUUGCGCAAGGGCGGAUUCUUCGUGUCCACAAAUGCUGGUGGCAAUGGCCUGAUCGCAUGAUGUCAAGGGAAAGCCCCGGGCGUCUUUCUGGAUGGCAGUAUCGGUAUGAAGUUCGUGUGCAUUUGAAGGCUUGUGCCCCUGCAAUGCAGUGCUUUUGCCAUGUGUUAGCGGCUCACCUCCUGUGCAUGUGCGGUUUUGCCGCGCGGGCGGAAACCGGACAGGAACAGGACGCCGCUUGUGACAGCAGUAUAGCGUUUCACGGACGGUGCCCGUUGGGACAGUUGUUUUGGCUGCGGCGGUUGUUGUGGCACGAGGAUUGGCAGCCUUGGAGCUUUGUUUGCCUGCCCUUUCCCUUAUAGCGAGAUACGCGCACAUGGGAGGAGUAGUCGUUGUUGAGAAGACGUCGUUGUUGGUACGUUUGCUCACUUAUUCUUUUACCCCUGGAGAGCCGAGGAUGUACGGUAUAGAGUGAAGAAGAAUUUGACCACAUAUGUAAAUGCGUGUGUGUUUUGCUAUAGUAGGGCGUAGCCUUUAUGCCUUUUGUUUCUGGAGGAAGGAGUGUGCGGGUCUACGGGGUGCCUUGCCUUCUGGGCGCGUAUUGAGCCCAUCGGAUGGUUGACAUGUGGCACGCCUAGGACACACACACGCGAUGCUUUUGCCGGGGCAG